Capronia coronata CBS 617.96 is the source of this 387-nucleotide messenger RNA. RefSeq names its product hydroxyisourate hydrolase. Gene Ontology annotation, molecular function: hydroxyisourate hydrolase activity. Bases 1 to 387 code for a protein of 128 amino acids. The transcript has a single exon. Gene Ontology annotation, biological process: purine nucleobase metabolic process. Lineage: Eukaryota; Fungi; Ascomycota; Eurotiomycetes; Chaetothyriales; Herpotrichiellaceae. The record is from RefSeq and is a predicted model, not a curated record.
AUGGCAUCUCCUAUCACCUGCCACGUACUCAAUACCCUCUCCGGGACGCCUGCUGCCGGCCUCAAAGCCACACUCACCCUGUUAUCGAAGUCCACGUCGGCAGAGACCAAUGUGAACUUCCAUGCCGUCACCAACGACGACGGUCGGGUCAAGGAAUGGAGCUCGCCUUCGAGCGUGACUCUCUCCGACAUCAUGGAGAGGUUUGCUGCGGGGGAACGCAUCCCUUGGAGUAUCAAGUUCGAUGUCGGCCGGUGGUAUGAAGAGAAGGGAAUCGAGAGCUUCUGGCCCGAGGUCGAGGUCAAGUUCUACGUCAAAAAGGGGGAAAGACAUUAUCAUGUGCCUGUUCUGGUUGGACCGUGGACCUACACUACCUACAGAGGGUCAUAA